This is a messenger RNA of Pleurotus ostreatus (oyster mushroom), 1473 nucleotides long. It is a transcript of the gene ARP6, whose product is annotated as Actin- protein 6. Bases 1 to 1473 code for a protein of 490 amino acids. NCBI's taxonomy places the organism in Eukaryota, Fungi, Basidiomycota, Agaricomycetes, Agaricales, Pleurotaceae. The transcript has 10 exons. Gene Ontology annotation, cellular component: Swr1 complex. The record is from RefSeq and is a predicted model, not a curated record. Gene Ontology annotation, molecular function: nucleosome binding.
AUGCGCACGGCUGUGAGCGAAUUCGAGCGGGGAAGCUGCCAAUAUUGGAUGGGAGUUCGCAAGGUGCUGGGCGCUAAAUUCACUCUGACCCUUGUUCUGCUUUUGGUUACAGUCACCAUGAUGGCUGGGACCAAUAUCAUUGUCUUGGACAAUGGAGCGAGCACAAUCAAAGCUGGAUUGGCCAACAGUGACUAUGAGCACCCGAGAAUCAUCCCAAACGCCGUCGUCCGGUCCAAAGGCGACAAGGCGACGUACAUUGGCCAUGAGUUUGAGCAAUGUCAGGAUCAUGCGUCUCUGCAUUACCGGCUGCCUUUUGAAAAGGGCCUGCUGGUUGACUGGGAUGCCCAGAAAGCCAUUUGGGACGGCCUAUUUUCUAACCAGUGCCUAGGGAUCAACACAACGGAGUCGUCGUUAUUAAUCACUGAGCCGUAUUUCAAUCUGCCGAAUAUGCAAGAGGUCUACGAUCAGUUCAUGUUCGAAGAAUAUGACUUUGAAUCAUAUUACCGAUGUGCACCCGCGUCUCUGAUUCCGCAUGGGAAUCUUUUCUCCGAGCCAGAUCUACCUCCCGCAGAAUGCAUACUGAUAGUCGACUCCGGCUUUAGCUACACUCACGUGGUGCCUCUUCUACACGGAAGCGUAGUUUGGCGUGCUGUGAAGAGGCUGGAUGUUGGCGGAAAGCUUCUCACUAACCACCUCAAGGAGCUUGUGUCCUUCCGGCAGUGGAACAUGAUGGACGAGACAUAUAUCAUGAAUGACGUCAAAGAAUCCUGCUGCUACGUCUCGGUUGAUUUCAGGCAGGACCUCGAGGCAUGCCGUGUGAACCUGCAGUCCAAUUCAAUUGUCCGUGAAUACAUUCUUCCUGAUCUGACCAAGGAUCGUAGAGGCAGGCUUCGACGAGCCGGCGAAACACUUGCUGAGAUAGAUCAAGUGCUCCUUAUGAACAACGAACGGUUCACAGUCCCCGAAAUCGUCUUCCGCCCAGAUGACAUAGGCUUAGAACAGCCGGGCUUGGCUGCGGUUAUAGCCAUUUCUAUCUCCUUUCUUCCUCAAGACCUUCAAGGGAUGUUUUGGUCGAACAUAAGUCUGAUCGGGGGCAAUACUAAAUUUCCUGGCUUUCGUCAGAGGCUAAUUGAUGACUUACGUUCCCUGGCACCUGUUGAAUACGAUGUUUCAAUAGUCGACUGCGUGGAACCGAUCACAGAGGCGUAUAGAUCAGCUUUCGCGUUCGCUACUAAAUCCGAUGGCCAGCUUUUCAAGGCCGUGGCGGUGACAAGAGAGGAGUACGCCGAGAGUGGCAGCAACGCUUCGCUACGAAAAUUCGCCACGAGCGACUGGCAAGCUGGAGGUAUUGAUCACUCCACGUCCGAGGCGAUCCAAGCCCGCCCAGAGGAAGAUCGUACGCCACAGCUCAAGAAGCUUAGUCGCACGCGAAGUAAAACGGUCCCCAGCACUUCUACAUCCCGUCGCCGAUGA